UGUCUUGAAGAAAAGAAAAACUUGUUGGUGAAUGCUAAAACUUGUGUUAAACGUUUUUAGAUCAAUUAUCUAUCACACCCUUUCCUUCAAUUGCCAGAUUAGUUAGAAAAACAAAUUUAAUAAAUUAUUGAAAAAUUAUUGGAGCUCUCUUGUUUCUUGCAUGUGAUUCAUUCUGAUAGUCAAAGUGAUCAACACUGUCUUGAAACCCCAGAGUUAGAUUUGUUUUCUUGAUCAUCUGCUAGAAUUCAAGAUUGGUAAGUUAAGUUUGGCCAUGCUUCUCUGCUCCAGGAAACAUGGUAAGUUGAUCGUGUUUGUUUCUUUUGAACAUUGACUGAUUGCUGGUAAUCAGUAAGGGCUCGUCAUGACUAUUCCUAGUGGAAGUGGAGUGCCGGCACCAAUGCUUAAGGGAAAACAUAAAGCCAUUAUAGUUUGUUGGUUUCUUGGACUUGGAUCUCUUGUCUCAUGGAACAGUAUUCUAACCAUUGAAGAUUACUACUAUGAUUUGUUCCCGAAAUACCAUCCUUCAAGGGUACUUACUCUUGUUUAUCAACCGUUCGCCCUUGGAACAAUGGCGUUACUGACAUAUAAUGAGGCCAAGAUCAAUACUAGAAAGCGGAACAUAGCAGGGUACAUGCUCUUUACUGCAAGUACGCUGAUGCUCAUUGUUGUGGAUUUAGUCACUUCAGGGAAAGGAGGAGUUGGACCUUAUAUUGGUAUAUGUGCAGUCGUCGCUGCUUUAGGAGUUGCAGAUGCUCAUGUUCAAGGUGGAAUGGUUGGAGACUUGUCUUUCAUGUGCCCUGAAUUCGUCCAGUCUUUCUUUGCUGGGUUGGCAGCAUCGGGGGCUUUGACUUCUGCUUUGAGGCUACUGACGAAAGCAGUGUUUGAGAAGUCUAAAAAUGGUCUACGAAAGGGAGUUAUGUUAUUUUUGGCAAUAUCUACUUUCUUGGAGUUUCUAUCUGUUCUGCUGUAUGCAUUUCUCUUCCCUAGACUACCAAUAGUGAAGUACUAUCGUGCAAAGGCAGCUUCAGAAGGAUCAAAGACUGUUUCAGCUGACCUUGCAGCUACUGGCAUCCUAAAACCUGAAAACCAGGAGUUUAGGGCACUCUUGCACGCUGCAGACGAUGACAAACCCCCGGAACGGUUGAGUAACAAAGAACUAUUCCUCCAAAAUACAGAUUAUGCACUUGACUUGUUUCUCAUAUAUGUGCUGACACUGUCGAUUUUUCCGGGGUUCUUAUAUGAAGACACUGGUAAACACCAGUUGGGCUCAUGGUAUUCUCUUGUUCUGGUUGCAAUGUUCAAUGUGUGGGAUCUUAUAUCAAGAUACAUUCCUCUUGUGGAAUGCUUGAAGCUGGAGUCUAGAAAGGGUCUCAUGAUUGCUAGUCUUUCUCGUUAUCUGCUCGUUCCUGCCUUCUACUUCACAGCAAAAUAUGGAGAUCAGGGAUGGAUGAUCAUGCUAACCUCUUUCCUGGGAUUAACAAAUGGUUAUCUCUCAGUUUGUGUCCUGACAGAGGCGCCCAAAGGUUACAAGGGGCCUGAACAAAAUGCGCUGGGCAAUCUGCUUGUGCUGUGCUUAUUUGCUGGCAUAUUUUCAGGGGUUGUCCUUGAUUGGCUGUGGCUCAUAGGCAAAUGAUUCCUGAAGAGCCGAGUCUCUGUGCAACUGAGUGAAUUAGAAAGUUGAUUCCUUUGCCUCAAUUUUGCAAGAUUGGACCCAUAAUUAUGCUAAAAGCCUUUCCUCUAUCUGGGACAACAACAGAAUCACCUACUGACAUCCCACACACCAUGAUGAUUCUGAAGGAACCCUAAGAGUAGAUAGUUGGGCUUGAUAUGCUUGUUUAGCUACAUUUUCAGUCAUACCACGAGCAUCUUAUGCUAAUAAUUAUGAUAUUGGUCUGUCUUGCAAGAACCAA
This is a messenger RNA of Populus trichocarpa (black cottonwood), 1910 nucleotides long. Its product is annotated as equilibrative nucleotide transporter 3. Gene Ontology annotation, cellular component: plasma membrane. The coding region runs from base 362 to 1633 and encodes 423 amino acids. The transcript has 9 exons. NCBI's taxonomy places the organism in Eukaryota, Viridiplantae, Streptophyta, Magnoliopsida, Malpighiales, Salicaceae. The record is from RefSeq and is a predicted model, not a curated record. Gene Ontology annotation, biological process: nucleoside transmembrane transport. Gene Ontology annotation, molecular function: nucleoside transmembrane transporter activity.